Messenger RNA from Peniophora sp. CBMAI 1063, 1251 nucleotides. Lineage: Eukaryota; Fungi; Basidiomycota; Agaricomycetes; Russulales; Peniophoraceae. The record is from the annotation of a GenBank genome assembly.
AUGUCCGCCGCAGUCGACCCGACGUACCCUCUCUACCCAAUAGCCUGCAUUCUCUCUGCUACAAUGCUAGUCCUUGUGCUCUUGACCAGCUUCGUCCGCCAGAGCUGGAAUCUGGGAGUCGCCUUCCUGUGUUUCUGGCUCUUCUUCGAAAACAUCACGAAUGGCAUCAACGCCAUCGUAUGGGCUGAUAAUGCAGAUCUCAGGCUCUAUGUGUAUUGCGAUAUCGUUACGCAUCUGCAACUUAUAUCAUCUGUGGUCAAACCUAUGGCAACAUUGAUCAUCACACGCCGUCUAUACCUGAUUGCCAGCCAGCAGUCCGUGGAACUGGAAAGCAAGGCAUCUAAACGCAAGGAUCUCCUGAUUGAAUGGGCCCUCGCCUUUGUCAUCCCUGUACUUGUGGCAGGGCCAUUCUACUACAUAGUGCAGCAACUUCGCUUUCAAGUACUUGAGGGAUUCGGAUGCGGGAACUCCCAAGACGGAUCAAUCCUCGACAUCUUGCUUAUCUGGUCCUGGAGCGUGGUUCCUCCUCUAGUAUCCGUCGUGCUCUACUACCCCCGAGUAGCUAGGCUCUUCUACCGCCAAUGCCAACACAUCAACCACUUCCUUAAUAGUAACGACUCGAUGUCACGAACGAACUACUAUCGCAUCCUCGCCCUUGCUAGCAUCGACAUCCUCCUCACCUUACCAAUCGGUAUUGCGAGUGUUGUAUUAGUCGCGACGGACCAGUCGUCGCAGGGCAUCCUGUCGUUCUACUCAGGUUGGAGAUAUGAUCAUACGGACUGGGAGCCGGAAAGCUAUCCUUAUUCGCUGGUGGUGGCCGGAGGCGCUUUGAAUGUCGCACAACAGUACUUCACCCUGUGGACGUCGCCAGUACUCGCAUUCGCCAUCUUUGGCCUCUUCGGAGUUACGUCGGAAGCUCGGGCAUCGUACUGCCGCAUCAUCCGCACCGCCGGCGGCUGGUUUGGCUGGAAGCCCACACCUCGCGCACCACUCGGAGAGAUCGUGUUCAGCGAACAGUCGCGAGACCUCGAAUAUGGAUCAAGGCCGGGUUUCAUUGAUGCUGAUCCACGCGCGCUAGACCGGGUCGUGGAUAGCCCAAGUAAAGCUGAGAGCGAGGGAAUGGAUAUGAUGGAUUCGAAAAGCGAUUCGGACUUGGAUGUUAUAGAAAGGCCGGCACAUAUUAUUGGCCCUAUGAGAGAACCGGGUAUGCAAGGGGAGGUCGAUAACAAGGAAUAUGGGGCCGACAUUUAA